Molecule: messenger RNA, 824 nt
Organism: Papilio xuthus (Asian swallowtail)
Lineage: Eukaryota; Metazoa; Arthropoda; Insecta; Lepidoptera; Papilionidae
Source: RefSeq, a predicted model, not a curated record
AGUGUCCUUUUGUUGCCUUUGGUCAACAUUUGUCGAAGUACAGGGCCUAGCACUAAACUGAUAAACGUUUGCAAUAUGUAUUAUUUAUCUCAGAAAGAUGCUGCAGAAUUGGAUCAGGAUUUAUUUAAUGAAUAUAAGUUUAGUGUAGAUCAACUAAUGGAAUUGGCAGGUUUAAGUGUUGCUGCUGCGAUUGCUAAGACUUUUCCACCAUCUACACAUAAUUCAGCCUUAAUUAUCUGUGGUCCUGGAAACAAUGGUGGGGAUGGAUUAGUGGCUGCUCGCCAUAUGACAUUAUUUGGAUAUAAUGUUUCAGUUCAUUAUCCAAAAAGAACACCAAAACCUUUAUAUGAAAAUCUGCUCCAUCAAUGUGAACAAUUUGGUGUCCACAUAGUAGAAAAGUUACCACAACCCAAUGAAUUACGAAAUGAUUAUAAAGUAUUGGUUGAUGCUCUCUUUGGCUUCAGUUUUAAACCACCUGUUAGAGAAGAACUGAAACCUGCUCUGGAUGCCUUAAUUGAAGGGGGAUUGCCUGUCUGCAGUGUUGAUAUUCCAAGUGGCUGGGAUGUAGAGAAAGGGCCAAUAUCUGAGAAGUCCUUAAAGCCUGCACUGUUAAUAUCAUUAUCAGCACCAAAGCAAUGUGCUAAGCAAGAAUUUAUCGACACAGCCAAGCAUUUCUUAGGUGGCCGUUUUCUGCCACCCGGUAUUAUUACUAAAUAUAAUUUAAAACUUCCUGAAUAUCCGAACCAAGAUCAAAUUGUAGAAAUAUGUUAAUUUUAUAUGAUAAUGUAAAUAGUUAUUGUAUUUGGCUUAAAUAAUGAUAAAAA